Stylonychia lemnae is the source of this 1995-nucleotide messenger RNA. Lineage: Eukaryota; Ciliophora; Spirotrichea; Sporadotrichida; Oxytrichidae. The record is from the annotation of a GenBank genome assembly.
AUGAAAUUGCUCGACCCACUUUAAGGCUAUAAGAUUGCCUCAUCUGUUAUCUUCCUUUAAUUGGCAUUUACACUCGCUAUGGUUGUCCUGAUUGAUAAAGGAGAGAUAGAGCUUGUAAACAGAGAUUAUUCACUUGCUUUAAUGUUUCUUGUACAUGUCUGGUGCUAUUUCUUUGAAUAUUUAGCCGUACUUAUUGACCUAUGCAAAGUGGAUUUGGGUAUUGUAAAAUCGACAUUAACUUUUGUAAAUGCAGCUGCAUACUAAGGAGCUGUAUUCUACGCCCAGGUUAAAUAUGUUAAUGCAAGUUAUGACUCAGUAAAGGAACACACCCAAGAAGAAGAACUAAUGAAUAUUAGAUGCAAGCAAUGGCUAAUGCUAGAAAUCUCAUUCUACUAUACAUCAAUCGGGUUAACUGUCCUAUUUUUAGCCUUACAUUCUUUGUUUGGCCUUGAAAUUUCUACGCCUAUCUCUUAAAUUGAAAAAUAUGAAAAGCAAUCUAAUUUAGAGAAUCAGACAGCAAUCAAUGAUGAGACAAAAGAAGGGCAAAACUUACUAAAAGAUACAGAAAAUGAUGAGGUAAAGAAUGAAGGGUAAGAAGCUAAUUUCUAGAACAAAAUCGAGGAGGAUUAUGAUUCUAAUGACUUUUGGCAUCCAGAGCAGUAGAGCAAGGACUUUCUUGAGCUGACUACAGAUAAUCUAAAGUAUUUUCUUAACCAUGGUAUUAUUUGUGUCUUCUCUCUUCUUGUUUUGGUAAAAGGAUAUUCUCCUAAAGAGGACAAAAAUUACUCUUAUUCCGUGAUUAUACUUGCUGUACUUUCAGGCAUAUUAUUCUUCCAUGUGAUACUUGAUCUUUUCACUAAGAUUAAUAAACCUAAAUGGUUCAACGUUACAGGUUAUAUAAUAGUUGGAGGAAUUUUGAUUGACGUCGUCUACAUGAUUGUGCAAAUUAGCAUGUUUGAACAAUCAGAAAAUUUGGUAAGAUACUGGAUUCUAAUCUUCAUUUUCAUAAUACUCGCUUACUUAAUCUCUUUUGGGUUUACACUAAUUGCCAAGAAAAUGUAAAGAUUCAGCUACAUGUUUUCUGGUGACAGUAAUGAAUAAACAUAGAAAAAGACAUUGAGCCAACCAUUUAUGACUCACAUUACUUUUAGCGUUGAUAUUUACUCAAUUGCAUUUGUAAGUUUUUACAAACUGGAUGAAAAAAUUCCAAGAGUAGAUGUUAAUAAUGAUGAGUCUUUUCUUAAAUAAAGUCGUCAAAAAUUAUUAACAAGCUGGGUAAACAGAGGCUAAUCAUAAUCUCAAAAUGAGGAGAUGAUAGUAUCUAAUAGCGAAGCUAAUGCUAAUAAGUACUUCAGUACUUGUGCUUUCAUUUUCAUUGUUUAGCUUUUGCUCAUCUUACUUGUAGUUUACGAUAUAGCUGUUUUUGAUCUGCCAAGUGUAACUGUUCCAGUAUUCUUGACAAGAAUAACAUGUGCUGCUUUAUUGCAUAUGCAACUUGAAGGUGAGAUAAGGCAAGCUAUUCAGAUGUUUAACUAUGCCAGAGUUAUGGUUUAUCAGAGAAAGUACAGAAUAGCUAUGCUUUUAAUUAGCUUGAUGCAAGUAGUCUCAGCCUUCGCCACCGAGCUUUUGAGCAUACUUCUUAUUUGUAAUCAAGACUCAGUCUCAAAUGUGCUUAUGAAUUUCAUAGCUCUUGGAGUUAUAGCUGAGAUUGAUGAUAUUUAUGCUAGAUCUCUCUAUCAAAACAAUAUCAAAGAGGAAAUUGAAAGUGGAUUCACUUUGACUAUUAGAGAGGACUAGCCAGUAAGAUAAUAAUACAAAAGGAGAUGCAGAAUUGAGUUUAUACUUUACAAGAUUUGGAGAUUCCUAUUUGAAAUAUAUUAUUAUUACUUUAUGCCAUUCACUGUAAUUGCAAUUACUUACUUCAAGGAAAUUAUGGAUACAAAUGCUAUUGAAGAGUAGAUUAAUCAGGUACUUUAAAAUAUUUAGUCAUAAUGA